UGGUUAUGAUAUAACAAGUACUUUAUCUUGUAUGUAUGGUGUAUUGAUGUUAACGGAAAAUUGCAAAGUGGAAAUUUGUAUAUGUUCUUUUAUUAUUUCUUGCAAUCUUUCGAUUGGUUUGAUCGUUGUAAAGAGAUUUUUAGUAUGUUAAGUCAUCGUUAUUGUGCGAUCACUGAGUCAACAACACUUCAUAUAGACAGUUAUUUGAGAAGUUGAACUUGGACAUGAGAUUUUAAGAGACAGAAAAUGCCAGAUGAAACAGAAGUUUGGGCUGUUCCUGCUCACAUAGGAACAUCCCCACCAUACAAAUCAGACAUGAGAUUUCGAAAUAUGAAAUUAAAUGCGAGAUUAUUAGGUAGAAAGUCGAGAGAAAGGAAAUUAAUGCUACCGUGUGAUUCUCCAUUUCAGAAACGGAAUCUUACUAAAUAUCCAAUGGAAUACAGCCACACGGAGUCUAGAAAAAAUGCAGAUGGACAGCAUAUUGUUCGAAAACUAACAGCUGAGAAGGUAAGGAAAGCUCAAGCUGACAGUGAGAAUUUACGGCAAUACAGCUUAAAGAUGUUUGAUAAUGCCGUUGACGUCUAUACUCAUCGUAAUGAUCAAAGAAAUGUUCUUUCUGAAAUUCCAUCUCGUGUAAUGUCAGGACAUAAUGGACCAACACAUAACGGCAGUGUUUUAUACAACAAAAGAAGCAAUAUUAUGAACUCUAUCCGUCUAAGGCCACAGUCAGAGAUUCCAACUAAAUUCAACCAUUUGAAAUCACAGACAAUACAACCUCAAAUAAAGCAAACAUUAUGUAGAAGCAAUAGAGAGUAUACAGUGUCGUGUGUUUCACCAAAAGUGCAGUCAGCUAGGUCUGUAUCAACUAUAUCCAACACCAGUGAGUUUAGGCUUAUUCCAAAUGGCUCUAUGUGUUCAGAGGAAUUAAAUUGGGUUAAGUCAGAAAUGAACGACAGUGUAUUUGAAGACAAUGAAAACUGCUCAAACACAUCUUCAAGUGUUUCUAUGGACCCUAGUUUUCUCAAAAGAAAUCUGCCUUCAGCGAAGAUUCAUUUUUAUUCAAUUGAAGAGGAUUCUUCGUCAGAAGAAGACGUUAAUGUUACAGAUGUAGUGCCGACCGAAGAACCCAAAAAGGAUCUUAUACCUGAACCUCAGCCUGAAACCUCUGGACCCAAAUCUGGGAAAGGACGACCGAAGAGUGGGCGAUCGAAAAGCAGUGCUAGUCCAAAAUCAAAAGCUAAACGUGGAAAAUCACCCAAAAGUAAAAAGGGUAAAGACAAGACACCAGUUCCUGUUACCCCACCGCCUGAACCGGAAGUAAAAGUAAUUGAAACUCCUCCUCCUCGUAAACCUUUAAAAGGUCCAAAGUGCUGGGUAGACGAUGCAACAAUUACUAGUGAAAAGGAAAUACUAAACGACGAUGAAAUUGUUUCACAAACUUCUAAACCUGGAAGUCCAGCGUGUAAAAGUCCUACAAAAUCAAACGUUAGCUUCAAAAAUCAAGGUGAAAGUCCAGAUAUAGAAAAUGUUCAAACUUUACCAGAACCCGUGAAAAAAGAACAAUGUUUGGUGCUAGAGGAAGUAGAGCAAUACGUUCCGAAUGGACUUCCUUCCUUUAUAUGUCCUAGCUCCGAAGAGAGAUCUCGACAAGAAGCCAUUAAAGACUGGCUUGCAGGGUGUAACUUUGGAUCUGCUAGUAGAUGUGUACCAUUAUUAUAGAUUUUCAAUAACAAGAAUCUCAGUUUGCCAUGUGACUUACAAUUAAUAAGUAAUUGUCAUUUAUUUAGUAAAAAGUUCAUUCGUU
Mytilus trossulus (common blue mussel) is the source of this 1804-nucleotide messenger RNA. RefSeq lists its product as uncharacterized. The coding region runs from base 247 to 1719 and encodes 490 amino acids. NCBI's taxonomy places the organism in Eukaryota, Metazoa, Mollusca, Bivalvia, Mytilida, Mytilidae. The record is from RefSeq and is a predicted model, not a curated record. The transcript has 2 exons.